AAGCUAUUCCCCUCCUUUCUCUCCGACAUAGAUUCUAAUCAUUCCGUCUCCCUCCAUUUCUUUCCCUUAUCUUUCCCAUAGACGCAUCGUUUUACUUUAUCUCCUCUCUCUCUCUCCUCCAUUUCCAGCCGUUCAGUUACAGCUGCACUUCCUCCUCACAGGCGAUAAAACCACCGGACCAGCACUCUCCAUUAUCCACCAUAAAAGGAAGAUAUAAUUACUAUAAUCUGUAUUCAAUUCAAGAAGAAGAGUGAAUUCAAAUGAUGGUAUAUCCAGUUUGUUCAGUUCUCUUACAAAGCUGUUUCAUGGAUUUCACUCGAUUAACCUUCUGGAGAAUUUCGGCGGCAAGCAAUUCUGCUGCUUUAUUGCCAAGUCUGAGUUAUGUAGUGGAAUACACAAAUUAUCAUGUGUCUGUUAUGAAGAGCUUAUGUUGCUCUUAUGCUUCGAUUAGUUCUAUUCCAAAACUUCAACAUUCUGGAGCCUUUCAAAUCAGUUCUGAUAGUGGCAAGCAUUUUCAGUUAAAAUGUGGUCAGGAUUCAGCGGAUACUGAAAACUUGAACGAAGAAGUUCUGCCAGAUGGUAAUCAUGACUCUUACAAAAGUCUAGUUAACGAUAAGAAAAGGCAAAGAAAAAGAAAUAGAAAACAUGGUAACAAGGGAAAGGUACCAUGGAACAAAGGCAGAAAACAUACUGCAGAGACUCGUAAGCUUAUCAGGCAGAGAACAUUAGAGGCGUUGAGAGAUCCUCAGGUUAGAAAGAAGAUGGCAGAACAUCCCUGUGCUCAUAGUGAAGAAAUCAAGAAAAAAAUAGGUUCUGCACUUAGACAACUUUGGGACAAACGUUUGAAAUGGAAAAAGCUAAGAGAGAAAUUCUUCCUGUCAUGGACGAGAAGCAUAGCAGAAGCAGCUAGGAAAGGAGGCAUUGACCAACAAGAGCUAGAUUGGGAGAGCUAUAAUGAGAUAAGAGAAGAAAUAACUCUCCAACAGCUUCAGUGUGCAAUUGACAAGGCAAAGGCAAAAGAGCUAGCAAAGAUAACAGCUGAGAGGGUAGCCCAGGCAAAAGCAGAAAAGAUGGAAAGACUCGCGCAAAAAAGAAAAGAGCGUGAAGAGAAAGCAAAAACAAGAGAAGAAGCAAAGAGAAAGUCAAGAAAAAAUUCAAAGAAAAAUGCAGAUAAUCAGUCUGCUGUCAAAGAGUUGUCACUCAGAAAAAGGUUAACAAAGAUUCGCAAAAAGAAAUCCAUAAAUACUCAUUUGAUUACUCAAGGGGAGGCAGUAAUAUCCCAUAGUCCAGCUUGGAAGAGACUGAAUGUAGAGCUUAUGAAGAAAGAGAAAGUUCAAAGAGAAGUUUCACUUGCAGACCAGAUCCGAGCUGCUAAGAGCAAAAGAACAGAACCUAUGGCAAGGGAAGCUUUGGCAGAAACAUCUUCUCACCAUUUUUUACAGGGAGAUCACUAGAGUAAGAAACCAGUUACAUCGUGAGCAGCAACAGCAAACAUUACAAGUGUUGAGGAAAAGACAGUUCCAUCAUUCCACCAACUUGUGGUUAUUGUAUGCCAACAUUUGGCAUAAAAUAAGUUGCUGUAACCAUCCAAUUGGAAGGCAGGCAAAAUGAAGGUCAGUUGAGUAAUGUUCCUAUUAAGGACUCGGACUCCAGUAGCAAACAAAGCUCAUUAAUUUUUCUGGAAGAACAGAAAAUGAGAACAAUUUUUGCAGCACUGAAAUGUCUGUAAGCAUAUAUAUAUAUAUAUAUAUAUAUAUAUUCUUUCCUUUUGUUUUGGUUAGGUGGAUGGUUGAAUUGUUGGUGAGGUCUGGGGUUGGGGGGAAUGCCUACAUUGUUAUCUGUAGAGAAUCAAGGUGGUGUAACAGAGUAUCAUAGAAUUAUUCCUUUAUCACAACAUACAGAUUUUAGUACAUAACCCCUUUGCAGGCUCCCAUUGUUUUAUAUUUGCUGGGUGUCAGAUUGUUUAGACUCUGAAUUUCACUUGAAAAUGGAAGUCCUCUUUGAGGCAAAGCAUGAUAUUUUGGUUUACAUGA
Molecule: messenger RNA, 2033 nt
Organism: Ricinus communis (castor bean)
Lineage: Eukaryota; Viridiplantae; Streptophyta; Magnoliopsida; Malpighiales; Euphorbiaceae
Product: stress response protein NST1
Exons: 8
Coding region: 261-1454 (397 amino acids)
Molecular function (GO): DNA binding
Source: RefSeq, a predicted model, not a curated record